AUCCGGAUCUCCAGCAGCUUUCACUCCAGCUCGGUUAGGGUCAAGAUGCGAUUCUCCUUUGCAGCCCUGUCGUCGGUCUUGCUCGCGUCGAGUGCUGUGCUGGCUACCACGCCUUUGAAGAACCAUGCCGACCAGUUCAGGAAGCGAAUGGACAAGUACGGUCCCAAACCACGAACAAUCGAGGAGAAAACUCCCCUCGUGAAACGCAGCAGCAAUGAGAGGAAGCCUUCUCCCUAUGCCACCGACAGAGCCCAGCAUUUCGUCGUUAAUAGCACCGGUUUCCCCGACAUUCCUUUCGACAUCGGCGAGAGCUAUGCUGGUCUCCUGCCCAUCUCUGACGACCCGUACGAGACCCGCAAGUUGUUCUUCUGGUUCUUCCCCUCCGAGAAUCCAGCCGCGAGCAAGGAGAUCACGAUCUGGUUCAACGGCGGUCCGGGCUGCAGCAGUCUGUCCGGCUUCCUGACGGAGAAUGGUAAGUUUACGUGGCAGGCCGGCACGCUGGCUCCGGUCGAGAAUCCUUACUCCUGGACGAACCUGACAAACGUCAUGUGGGUCGAGCAGCCCGUCGGCGUCGGCUUCACGCAGGGCGUUCCGAACAUCACGAAUGAGGUUGAGCUUGGCCUCGAGUUCAUCGGCUUCUACAAGCAGUUUGUCGACACGUUCAACGCGCACGGCAACAAGGUGUACCUGACUGGCGAAUCCUACGGCGGCUUCUACGUCCCAUACAUUGCCGAUGCGUUCAUCACCGCAAACGACACAGACUACUACAACCUGAAGGGCAUAGCAAUCAACGACCCCAUCAUCGGCGACUUUGCCGCGCAAGAGGUGGUCGUCGCUGUUCCGUACGCAGACUACUGGGACAAGAUUUUCUUCCUAAAUGAAACGCACAAACAAGGGAUCCACGAACAGCAUGAGGUUUGCGGCUUCGCCGAGUACAUGGACAAGUACUUCAGAUUUCCCCCGCCGCAGGAAGCCUUCGUGCUACCCGCGCAACUGGACAACGAAACCCUCAACUGCGACACCUUCGACACCAUCUACACCGCCGCCCUCGCCGUCAACCCCUGCUUCAACAUCUACCACAUCACCGAAACAUGCCCGCACCCCUACUCCCAGCUCGGCAUCGUCAACGCAGGCGACUACAACCCGCCCAACGCAGUCAGCUACUUCAACCGCACCGACGUCCAGGCCGCGCUCAACGCCCCCAUCGGCACAAACUGGCAGCAAUGCACCGCAACCGUCAACGUCUUCGGCGGGCCCACAAACAACAAGAACCUCACCGACACCUCCGUCGGCCCCGCAAACAACGGCGUCCUCGCCCGCGUCAUCGAACACACAAACAACACCUUCAUCGGCUCCGGCGACCUCGACUUCCUCCUCAACACAAACGGCACCCUGCUCGCCAUCCAGAACAUGACCUGGCACGGCCUCCAAGGGCUCCAGCAGUUUCCAAACACCCCGCUGUACUCCCCCUACCACCCUGAUCCCGACGGCGGUGCCCUCGCAGGUGCUGGUACCCUCGGUACCUGGGGCCACGAGCGCGGCCUGACGUUUUACCGCACCCAGCUUGCUGGCCAUGAAUUGCCCGGCUUUACCCCUGGUGCGGCGUACCGGGUGCUGGAGGUUAUGCUGGGCCGGGUGGGCUCGCUGAGCGAUAUUAGCGAUUUUACGACGCAGGAUGGCAUGGGCGAUUUUAAUCGUGUGCAGGAUGGUGGGUCGGCGAGGCUGAGGAGUCGUGAGUUGUGAGGACUGGGGCGUUGGAUUGGAAGGGAGGGGGGGUUGUUAUAUAAUGAUGGGUGGAUGGGUUGAUAGAUUGAUAGAUGGGUGGAUGGAAGACUGGCUACGGUAAUCUAGUGUGUAUACGUGUAUACCAAUCAUGUCCAUACACACAAAUUCGUUGGCGGGGUCAGUCAGGACCUCGCGGGAGACGGCGGGGUUGGUAAUGGUACUGGCAAUGGUCCUAAUGGAUAAUGGGUAAUGAAUAACAGGUAAUGAAUAACAGGUAAUGAAUAACAGGUAAUGGUAAAAGACUGACAACGACACAUCAAUAAUACGUCGAGUAUA
Messenger RNA from Pseudovirgaria hyperparasitica, 2061 nucleotides. RefSeq names its product alpha/beta-hydrolase. Gene Ontology annotation, molecular function: serine-type carboxypeptidase activity. Gene Ontology annotation, biological process: proteolysis. The transcript has 3 exons. NCBI's taxonomy places the organism in Eukaryota, Fungi, Ascomycota, Dothideomycetes, Acrospermales, Acrospermaceae. Bases 46 to 1743 code for a protein of 565 amino acids. The record is from RefSeq and is a predicted model, not a curated record.